UUCAUGACAGGGACCGCAAUCGCCACCCAAGCCGCUCCUCCGCUGGGUGUCAGUCAGGAGGCGGACCUCCACAAAAUAAAGGAGAAAGAAAAUCCCCGCUCGAUACGAUUCGAGUCAGUCUUCAUCACGCAGCGACGGCGGACUGAGAGCCGCAGCCAGGCCACCGGCUAGAAAAAGGUAGCGGCACUCAGACUUGCGGAACUCCGUUUUAAUUCGGGCUCCGCGAUGUUGGAGAGCGGAGGCGGCAAGGUGCUCAAGGAGGGGCUGCUAGAGAAGCGCAGCGACGGGCUGCUUCAGCUCUGGAAGAAGAAGCGCUGCGUGCUCAGCGAGGAGGGUCUCCUCCUGCACCCGCCCAAACAGCACGACCCGCAGGAGCUCGCCGAGCUGGGCAGGAUCAAGGAAUUGCACUUCUCCAACAUGAAGACCGUCGACUGCGUGGAGAGGAAAGGCAAAUACGUCUACUUCACGGUGGUCAUGACAGGGGGCAAGGAGAUCGACUUCAGAUGUCCGCAGGAUGAAGGCUGGAAUGCCGAGAUCACGUUGCAGAUGGUGCACUACAAGAACCGGCAGGCCAUCCUUGCCGUGAAAUCCACCCGGCAAAAGCAGCAGCACUUAGUGGUCCAGCAGGGGGUCGGCAUACGGGACUCACUUAACGCCGCCUGACGGUCACCACUGAAGGGGAUUCCGCGUAGCUCCUCAGAGACUUACUUAAGGGAGAACAUUCCACCUUAAACGAAGGCGCCAAAACUACAAGACACCCGGAACUCCAAUGGGAUUUUUACAAACGCGGCAUCGGGAAAGCUGCUGCAUUUGAAGCCAUACGGUAUCCAGCGGCUGCCCACGACUGGACGGCUGGGUCCGAAGCAUGGAAGGAAACUUUCCGUCGUGUUUCAGUGCAUUGUUGUUUUAUUUGCUCUAUUUAUUACUGCUGUGCGUGACACGGGAAUGAAUGGCAGGACGUGCGGUGACGGCUGCACGGGAACAGGAUGGACGGGGGACGCCGUGCAGGAUUCAUCAAAUCACCGGGGUGUGUGGGCUCGUAAAAAGGUAAAGAAAGAAAUCCGAAAAGCUUAUCAAGGAAUACACCGUGAACACAAAUACCAUGUUAUAGAAUACAAAACUGGCAUUAGUCUAUGUUUAUUUAUUAAUUAAAAUGUAAUGAUUUCGCGCAAAAUUGAAAUGAGUAUGUGUAAUACAAUUUAAAAAAAGAAUGGACUACUUUACUCCGGAAUAUGACGGGCCCUAAUGAGACUACGUAUAGCCCAGCUCCAGUGCUGUUUGUUUGCUUGAACUCUUUACAAAUAUUAAACAUUUAACAUUCUGGUUUAAAAAUGCACAAUAAAGAAAUACACGACAUGCAUUGUUCGUGUUUAGUCCCUGUUGAAGUCUCGAACGCAUUACAAGAUUUGGUGAAUUUCUGAUAACUGGAUAAGCAAAAGUGAAAACUGCUCGACGCAGAUGCUCGCCCACCAUUCUUACCGCAUAAAGUCACCGAGUCUAUUGGGCGAAAAAAAAAAGCUUUGCACCGUAAACCGUCAGGGUAGGCUCUCCGUUGAUGAGAUCAAAUGUUAUUAUGACUGCGGAUUGUGGGUAAGUGCCCAGGGAUGCUUAAAAGAAAAUUAAUAAAUAAAGACGCAAAUAAUUAAAACUAUUAUGAAAUGUGACAAGAAAUAAAUGACAAUAUGAAAUGUGAGCAUAAAUAAUUAAAUGAGUCAUGGCUGGCAUAUAUAUUUCAACUUAUAUAUUUAUUACAUAUUUGUUUAUUUCAAUAACACCGAACACAUGACACGAAACUGCCAAUUUUACCCGUCAAAGUUGUAAGGGCGGGUUCUACUGAGUGCUGUGUUUUGAUUGGUGAGUCGCCCGUAAAAUAGACGUUAAGUCUUCAGGCAUCAAGUGCCACAUUUCCAGCAGGCAGGCACUUAAGACGACAGCUCCUAUUGCUGAAUUCCGAGUUUCUGGAAUUAGCCGCUUCGUGCACUAAUUCCAGGUGAUAUUUUCUUGCGCGUUUACCUGCUACAACUUUGAGCAUCAAGAGGAGCCGCAGGAAUCGUAAGUCAAACAAAGUGCGCACAUUCACUCUGCGGACAAUUGACCAAUCAAAAAUCAGUACUUACACGGACCCGCCCCCUCCAAGCCUGACGUGUGAAAGUGACAGUUUUCAUUUCCUGGCAAAUUCCAUGUAAAGUGCAUGUCACUGAAAUAAAUACAUGAACAAAUAAUUACAUACAUAUCUGAAGAAUCAAACAACAAACAUAUUCUGUGACACAUUUAAUUAUCUAUACUCACAUUUCAUGUUAAUUAUUGUCUUGUUUCACAGUACGUUUAUUUAUUUGCAUAUUUACUUAUUUUAUCCAAAAUAUUCCUUCGUAGGUAAGGAUUCUUAGUUCUUUGGAUUGAUUGAAAUUCAUGUAAUGUUAAGGUUACAAAUGUGAAUAUGCAAAUGAUUCUCAAAAUAGAAGAAAUGAGCACCAUAAACGAGGUGUUAGGGAUUGCAUUGCGUAUAUGUAUCAAGGUUAAUUUCCCUGUUAUAUCAGAAAAUAUUAUGUCAACUGGUUAUGUAAACUGGGAAGCUCUUUGUACAUAUGUAAAUUUUUAUUUUAAAUAAAAGUACCAUUUCCAUUUA
Molecule: messenger RNA, 2626 nt
Organism: Polypterus senegalus (gray bichir)
Lineage: Eukaryota; Metazoa; Chordata; Cladistia; Polypteriformes; Polypteridae
Gene: phlda1
Product: pleckstrin homology-like domain, family A, member 1
Exons: 2
Coding region: 226-663 (145 amino acids)
Biological process (GO): positive regulation of apoptotic process
Molecular function (GO): phosphatidylinositol phosphate binding
Source: RefSeq, a predicted model, not a curated record